Molecule: messenger RNA, 2384 nt
Organism: Anolis sagrei ordinatus
Lineage: Eukaryota; Metazoa; Chordata; Lepidosauria; Squamata; Anolidae
Gene: TRIM44
Product: tripartite motif containing 44
Biological process (GO): regulation of gene expression; protein ubiquitination; protein stabilization
Cellular component (GO): cytoplasm
Molecular function (GO): zinc ion binding; ubiquitin protein ligase activity
Source: RefSeq, a predicted model, not a curated record
AUGGCCGGGCUGGAGGGAGGCCCCGAAGGCGAGCCCCGGGCCCCCGGGCUGAAGAAGUGCGAGGCCCACGGGCAGGAGCUGGCCCUCUACUGCCAGGAGCACCGGGAGAUGGUCUGCGUGGUCUGCGCCCUGGCCGGGCCCCACCGCCAGCACCGCCUCCUCACCCUCGGCGAGGCCUACCGCGCCCUCCGGGACAGAGAACCCGUCAACCUGAAAGCGGCCAUGCUCGAGAUGGUGAGGAGGUUACAGUUCAAGUGUGCAGACCCUAAAGUGACACAGGGUGAUAUGAAGCAAUGCAUUCAGCAAGAGUUUACCAAAGUGCGGCACCAGAUUUGUGAAGAAGAGCGACAAGCUCUCCACCUGUUGGAUCUCCAGGAAGCGUUGGCCAUUGUGCAUACCACGGAAAUCCUGGCGGACAUUGAUGCUCGAAUGGCAAAACUGAUGACUGAGAUGGCAGAACUCACAAGGCAGCUGGACAUCUUUAAUGAGCUAGCCCUACUCAAGCCUGAGAGCAUAGAUGAAGAAACCAGGCCUGACCAGAAUCCUCCUCCCAAUCUUCCCCAAAGAAACAGGAGAGACAGUGAUGAUGAUCCAUCAUUGGCCAAUGGACCUUGUUGAGCAGAGGGGAGUAGCAAGGAUACUGGAGAGUCUAAACAGAAGGAUGCCUCUACAUUCACACUCCAGGUGGUGAAGAUCUCUCGUGGUCUUCGAAAGACUAUAAGUCCUGAAUCUGUAAAAGAAACAGUCAAUUACCUUUGCCGUCUUAGCACCUUCUGUGUAUUAAGAUUGUCUUCCUUCUACCAGUUACAUCCUUUGCAACACCUCUUCAUGCCUAAUGAGAUUUGCUGAUCAGUCAUGUUCUUUCUAAAGUCAUCUUCCAAAAAACAAGGCUGAAAAUGUGCAGUUUGUAAUCAGAAUAAAAAUGACAUAUAGAGGUGGAAGUCCAACUGUAAAAGCUUUGCUGGUAUAGGGGUUCCGAGGACUUUAAUAAUUCAAUGCAGCUGAAAUGAUAGGGAAUAAAAUUGUAAUUUACAGUUCUCUUUUAAAAGACUAUUUGAGAUUCAGCAUUGCCUUCCUUAUCUUGUAUUUUGUUUUCAUUGCUGCUGUUUAAUUGCAUUUAGAAGGAUGCUUGACUAUCUGAUCUGCAACAGAAGCAAGAGACAUGUAUCAAGAUGCUCACAAACGGUUGUUUCUUGAUAGAAUUGCCCCUUUGAACAAAUCUUGCCCCCCAGAAAACUUUUAAUAGAUUCACUUCAUAGUUACCCGAAGUCAGAAAUGACUUGAAAGGUGCACCACAACAAUACAAGUGUUUGCGAGUUCCUGGUUCGGUUUUUUCUUUAUUCUAAGUACAAUCGGCUUUUCAGAUCUGCAGGCUCAGAUUUGCAAAUUUUAUAUACAUAGCACAGUAUGCAACAUAAAUAGUGAACAAGAGAGAGAGAGAGGAGUCUGGCAAGAGAAGCAAGUCUGGCAAAUGGCUUGGUAUGAAUCCACAUUUUCUCCCUUUCACAGAUCCUUGGUCUCUCUCCAACCUCACAACUUUCUCCAACCUUGUGUUUCAUUCAUUUGUCACUGUAUGUGAGACCUGUUCAUCUGCAGAUUUUUGGAUCCACAAGGAAUCCUGAAACCAAUCUCCUGCAGAUACAGGAGACUGUCUGUAGUCCCCUGAAGGUCUUAAAUGUAUGCAUUUCCUACUAAUAAACAUCUUCCUUUUCAGCAACCUAAGAUGUGAUUUUUGUUUCUCCUGUGGUUCCACCGGAUGCUCCCCAGUUUUUUGCUUCUUAGCUUUUCAGUAAUUUGCUCUCCCAUUAUCUGAGCAUCACAGUUGAGUGGAUGAUCUCAAGUACUAAGGAGGGGUACAAAAAUCCCACGUGGGCAUACAGCAAAGCGAGAACAAAGAGAGUCAAGGAAGCUAACCUAUAGUGAAGGUUGGUUUUCCUGAAGCACAAUGACUAGAUUCUCAAUUUCCUCCUCCCAUGAACAUCAGAAAUCAUUGAACAGCCACCUGUUAUCAUGAGUAGCAUAGAAAUAUUGAUCUAGUUUGCAUUAAGGAAUUGCAGUCAGCCCUCCAUAUCCAGAUUCUGCAUCUACACAUUUAACCAUCCAUGACUUUAAAAUAUUUCCCAGAAGAAAAAAAAAACUCUAGAAGCAAACCCUAAUUUUUCCAUUUUGUAUAAAGGACAACAUUUUACUAGAUUAUGGUUUAUAAUGAGACUUAAGCACCCACAGAUUUUGGCAUCCACGUGGGACCCUGGAAUCUAACCCCAGUGGAUAGCAAAUUUCUUGUAACUUUUCCAUGUGAACCUGAAGGAAGGGUCAUCAUGUAAAAUAUGCCUUUUUGCUAAUAUAUAUUUCUUGCUUGGAAUAAAAUCCUUUCCUUUUAAAAA